AUGGACUCAAUCUCUUCGAAGCUUAAGUCCAUUGAUCUAUCUCAUUCAAAAUACCUCAUCAAAACCCCAAAUUUUGAUGGAAUUCCUCAUCUUGAAAAGUUGAUUCUUGAAGGGUGUUCUAACUUGGUUAAAAUUCACCAGUCUCUUGGGCAACACAAGAAACUUGUCACUGUUGACUUGAAAGAUUGCAAAGAAGUUAAAACGCUUCCAGAAAAAUUUGAGAUGAAUAGCUUGGAGACUUUUAUUCUAUCGGGUUGUUCAAAAGUUAGAAAACUUCCUGAGUUUGGAAAAGAUAUGACAUGUCUAUCGAAGCUUGAUUUAGAGAAGACUGGUAUAGCCAAACUACCUCAAUCACUGGGCAAUUUGAUUGGUCUCGUUGAAUUAAAUUUGACAAACUGCAAAAAGCUGGUCUGUCUUCCAUGUAGUGUUAGUAAGUUGAAAGCUCUGAAAGUUAUCAAAAUUUCUGAAUGCUCAAAGCUUUCAUGGCUGCCAGAGAAUUUGAAUGAAAAUGAAGCUUUGGAAGAGCUGGAUUUGAGUGGGAUUACAAGGGUUAUCAUUUAG
Molecule: messenger RNA, 561 nt
Organism: Neltuma alba
Lineage: Eukaryota; Viridiplantae; Streptophyta; Magnoliopsida; Fabales; Fabaceae
Product: TMV resistance protein N-like
Exons: 2
Coding region: 1-561 (186 amino acids)
Source: RefSeq, a predicted model, not a curated record